AGAAGACGGGUCUGGAAUCACGCGCAUGCGUCUUCGGUCCUCCGUGCCCAUGGUGCCAAACCAGCGCAUGCCGCGCUGUAUCCUCACGCCUGGGCUGAAGGAACCGUGUCCGCCGCUGAGAGCGGGCCGUCAUGGUCGCUAUGGCCGACGAGACAGAGCUGCGCCUCGGCCUGAAGCUGCUGUGUUUCCGCGCCGUGAGGAAGCACUUCAGCGCCCUGGGCGCGCACGCUACGACGGUUCUCCCAUGUGGCCUGUUAGAGGAGCUGCAGCUUCAUCUUACUGUAUGUCAGCUGGACCAUCUUCAGCCAGCGCUUAACCGCAGAGGUGUGUCUACACUGAGCGCCUGGAGGGAGAUCCUGAGACUCAUGCGUGGACCAUCUUCUGCGCUAGACGUGAGCGGUGAAGAAGAGGCUAAGCACCUGGUGAUGAAGGGCCUGUUCUCCUCUGUUCUGUAUGACUUUAAGAGCGACUUCAUCAACAAAAACCUGUCCAAUCUGAACACCUCCUGGUUCCUGGGCACUGCGGCUAGGUGCUUGCGACAUUUUAUCUUACUGAACAUGGUGGAGCCAUUGAGAAGGCUGACGGGGGAGCACAGGGCGGUGCUGGAGCUGCUGGAGAGGAGCGUCAGCAGUGUGGGAGUGUCACACAGCCUGGACCCGGACAAAGGUCAGGUACUGAUGGAGAAUGUAGAGGAGGUUCCACCUGACAUAGAGCUAAGUAGCAUCAGCAUAGCAAUGGAAGGCAGGCCAAGAACCGACCACAGGGCCUCAAUCUGGCCUCCUGAAGGGCCACAUAUGCAGCUCUAUCAAUCAGCGGAGAACCAGCUGGCUCUGCUGGUGCUUCACAGGCUGCUGGACCACGGUCAGGCCAGGAGAGUGGUGCUCCAGGCUCGCUGCCCCAUCACCCUUGCCUGGAUACUGCACGGACGCAGCUCCCAGACUCAGCACAUGCCUGAGAAGAAGACCCACACAUUUGCCCUGUGCUGGGGACCAAGAAAAUCCAGUCAUGAAGACCAGGAACCUGUCUGCAAACGGCUCAGAGUGGACCACAGAAAGAGGGAUGGGGGAGGACAAGUGGACCCCAAGCUGGGCCAACUGAGUCAUGGAGAUGGUGGGGAAGUAGGUGACAGUGAGGGUGACAGACCGACUAGGGUUGUAGGUGCAAGACCGGGUGGGGGUGGCAGAGAGGGUAGUUGUGGGGGUGAGGGUAUGGAGGUGGGGGUGAGGGUGUGGGUGGCAGACUGGGUGUAG
Molecule: messenger RNA, 1250 nt
Organism: Boleophthalmus pectinirostris (great blue-spotted mudskipper)
Lineage: Eukaryota; Metazoa; Chordata; Actinopteri; Gobiiformes; Gobiidae
Exons: 7
Coding region: 132-1250 (372 amino acids)
Source: RefSeq, a predicted model, not a curated record